Gongylonema pulchrum is the source of this 582-nucleotide messenger RNA. Lineage: Eukaryota; Metazoa; Nematoda; Chromadorea; Rhabditida; Gongylonematidae. The record is from the annotation of a GenBank genome assembly.
CUUUGUCGCUAUGGAUAUAGUGGUCUGGAUGAAAUGAAAGCAGUGGUGAGCAGAGUACAAAAAGUUGGUGUACCACUUGAUGUCGUAUAUGCGGAUAUCGAUUAUAUGGAACGAUACACCGAUUUCACCGUUGGAAAAGAAAAAUGGAGUGGAUUUGGGAAUUACACGCGACAACUUCACAAAGACGGUUUACACGUAUUUCUGAUCUUCGAUCCGGCUAUACAAGUCACCUCCAACUACACGCCAAUCGUGGACGCCUUGAAUAUGGGUGCAGGCUUUAUUGAAUGGGAAACAGUGGACCAAGAAAAUCCAGAUGUGCAAAAGCUGUAUCCAUUAGUGCAGAACACAACGAUACCUUUUGAUGGCAUUUGGAUUGACAUGAAUGAGCCAGCAGCAUUUGGCACGAACGAGCGAAACCCGUGGUACUUCAAUCAAACUGGUCGACCGAUGAACGUGGCGCCGUUAUGGUGCGAUUUGAAGAAUGAGUGGGAAAAUGUGCCAUAUAAGACUGUGAAUGUGUAUAACUGGGGAUGGGACGCGGUAUAUUUGUUUCACUUCUUGACUUUCAAUAAAUCUUUGUAA